AGAGGUAGAAAAUAACAAAUGCUUCUCGCUGAGGGCCUCGCCGUAGAGACGUUUCCCGACUACACCAAUUGCUUGCUGCCGGCCUGCUGCUCCUACAAUGCUUUCGACGGCCUUUGCAUGUGUAUCGACGUUUUGGCUGCGACCACUUGGGCUGACCAUUGUGCUUUGAUCGGUUGGAAGUCUAUCACCACUCUCCACCCCUCGUACGCCUUCUUCCCUCCAUCCUCCCCUUUCUUCCGGCCCGUCCGGCAACAUCUUCGCUCUCGAGAUCCCGCCUACGAUGCCUUUCUUCGCAACCGUAGCCGCCUAUGCGGCGCCGGCAUUCCUCAUUUUUUCGCCGAUCCUGUCGUACACCGAUCAAGCGAUAUCUAUGCACCGGGCGAGGUCAAGCGCUGGCUUCUCCCUCGAUACACCGUUGAUUAUGCUGGUUGCGUCGAUAUUCAGGGUCUUCUACUAUCCCGGCGCGAGAUUUGACGUAGCAUUGUUGAUUCAAUCUUUCUGCAAUAUAGUUAUCCAAGUGAUCCUCCUCAAGAUUGCCCUCGACCAUCGACCGCCGCCGUCCUCGAAAGGAGGCGAGGCUGCGCUCCCCUUCGCGGGAGCCCAUGACGGGCACUCGCAGUUUCAGCGACCGUACAAUUUCUGGCAGUGGCGGUCACCAAAGCCCUACUGGCACUUCCUGCUGUCCUUGUUCGUCGGAUUAACCGCACUCGAGCUGGUCCUCGCGCCAUUCGAAUCGAUUUAUCCUAGAUAUUCCGCUUUGCUAGGAACCAUUGGUCUCUCCAUCGAGGCGACAUUGCCGCUUCCGCAGCUCUUAACCAAUGCACGCUCGCGAUCUUGCACAGGAUUUCGCUUCUCCGUGUUAGCUAGCUGGAUAGUCGGUGAUGCGAUGAAGAUGUUUUGGUUCUUUACGGCAACCACGGCGAUACCGUGGGCCUUCAAGCUCUGCGGCAUCUUCCAAGCAGUGUGCGACUCUCUCCUUGGCGUCCAGUAUUUCAUGUAUGGCAGUCAGCAAACUGCGACGAGAGCGCGCCAGGGAUGGUCGCAUUCCGAUGCGAAGGCGAGUUCCGCGCCCCAUCACGGGUGGCAGACGCCGACGUCUGGGAGGAGAACGCCGCUGGGGGAGAAGACAUUCUGAACGACGAACGGUUGCAUCUCUUCGUCGCCUUUUCUCGCACCGUAACAUACGUAUUCAAGGGCACAUUGCAGCUUAGACGGCCACUAAGAACUACCUACGUAAGGCCGACAUGCCGUCACGAUGAACUCCUAAAAAGGCCUCUAGAUCUGAGGCGUGUACGCAUAUGGGUGGGUGUCUGCUACUACUUCCUGCUAGGCUAGAGGCACCUCAGAAGGUGAAGCAGAAUGCACCCAUCUUUGGCCGAGUAUAUUUCUCCGUAGGCGUAUGUAGGAUAUGGAGAUAGGUACCUAUAUAGGUACCUGGGUACUGGACACCUAACACCCGUCACUACACGUAGACGCGCCUAGGUACCUAGAUACCUAUAACAAAUACAGGUAAAUGGGCGGACCCCUCCAAGCCCAAGCCA
Durotheca rogersii is the source of this 1541-nucleotide messenger RNA. RefSeq lists its product as uncharacterized. Gene Ontology annotation, biological process: retrograde transport, endosome to Golgi; phospholipid translocation. Gene Ontology annotation, cellular component: trans-Golgi network; endosome. The coding region runs from base 281 to 1135 and encodes 284 amino acids. The transcript has 3 exons. Lineage: Eukaryota; Fungi; Ascomycota; Sordariomycetes; Xylariales; Xylariaceae. The record is from RefSeq and is a predicted model, not a curated record.